CGUCGUUCCCAGAGCUCCUCCCAGGGGGACAACCCCCUGGCGCCAGGGUACCUGCCGCCUCACUACAAAGAGUACUACCGCCUGGCAGUGGAUGCGCUGGCGGAGGGCGGGCCCGAGGCCUACAGCCACUUCCUGGCGACCGAGGGGGCACCCGCCUUCCUGUGUCCUGAGGAGCUGGACCACGUGAGCCGCCACCUGCGGCCGCCACAGUAUGUUGCCCCGGAGCCCCCCGAAGGCAGCCCUCCCAACGUGGACAUGGAUGGCUCCUCGGGCACCUACUGGCCCAUGAACUCAGACCAGGCGGUGCCUGAGCUGGACCUGGGCUGGCCCCUGACCUUCGGCUUCCAGGGCACGGAGGUCACCACACUGGUGCAGCCACCGCCCCCCGACAGCCCCAGCAUCAAGGAUGAGGCUCGGAGGAUGAUCCGCUCUGCCCAGCAGGUGGUGGCCGUGGUGAUGGACAUGUUCACCGACGUGGACCUCCUCAGCGAAGUGCUGGAGGCCGCCGCGCGCCGCGUCCCCGUCUACAUUCUCCUGGACGAGAUGAACGCGCAGCACUUUCUGGACACGGCGGACAAGUGCCGCGUCAACCUGCACAACGUGGAUUUCCUGCGCGUGCGCACUGUGGCCGGCCCCACCUACUACUGCCGCACGGGCAAGUCCUUCAAGGGCCACGUGAAGGAGAAGUUCCUCUUGGUGGACUGCGCGGUGGUGAUGAGCGGGAGCUACAGCUUCAUGUGGUCCUUCGAGAAGAUCCACCGCAGCCUGGCGCACGUGUUCCAGGGGGAGCUGGUCUCCAGUUUCGACGAGGAGUUCCGGAUCCUCUUCGCACAGUCUGAGCCACUGGUGCCCUCGGCCGGGGCGCUGGCCCGCAUGGACGCUUAUGCCCUGGCUCCAUACUCCGGGGCCGGGCCCCUGAUGGCCAGUCAGAUGCCCGGGGCGCCAACUCCUUUCUCCUUCCCCAAACGAGCGCACCUCCUGUUCCCACCGGCCCGGGAAGACGGGCAGGACAGCUCCCCCGUGGAUGCGCCCCAAUCGGAGGCAAAAGGGAACCCCACCUCAGCCUACCCGGAGCGGAAGGGGAGUCCCACUCCUGGGUUCCCCCCGCGCAGAGGCAGCCCGACCGCAGGAUUCGCUGAGCGCCAGGGGAGCCCCACCUCCGUCUACCCUGAGCGCAAGGGCAGCCCAGUGCCCCCCGACAAGUGUUCAGCGAUCUUCCGCUCAGACAGCCUGGGGGCCCAGGGCCGGCUGAGCCGCACGCUGCCCGCCAGCGCCGAGGAGCGCGACCGGCUGCUGCGCCGCAUGGAGAGCAUGCGCAAGGAGAAGCGCGUGUACAGCCGCUUCGAGGUUUUCUGCAAGAAGGAGGAGGCCGGCGGAGGCGCAGGGGAGGGCCCGGCCGAGGAGGACGCCCGGGACAGCAAGGUGGGCAAGUUUAUGCCCAAGAUCCUGAGUACGUUCAAGAGCAAGAAGUGA
Molecule: messenger RNA, 1473 nt
Organism: Myotis davidii
Lineage: Eukaryota; Metazoa; Chordata; Mammalia; Chiroptera; Vespertilionidae
Gene: SACK1H
Product: family with sequence similarity 83 member H
Exons: 6
Biological process (GO): intermediate filament cytoskeleton organization; protein localization to cytoskeleton; positive regulation of cell migration
Cellular component (GO): keratin filament
Molecular function (GO): keratin filament binding
Source: RefSeq, a predicted model, not a curated record